This is a messenger RNA of Syngnathus acus (greater pipefish), 3686 nucleotides long. It is a transcript of the gene wfs1b, whose product is annotated as Wolfram syndrome 1b (wolframin). The record is from RefSeq and is a predicted model, not a curated record. Gene Ontology annotation, molecular function: protein binding. Bases 235 to 2946 code for a protein of 903 amino acids. The transcript has 10 exons. Gene Ontology annotation, cellular component: endoplasmic reticulum membrane; endoplasmic reticulum. Lineage: Eukaryota; Metazoa; Chordata; Actinopteri; Syngnathiformes; Syngnathidae. Gene Ontology annotation, biological process: endoplasmic reticulum unfolded protein response; calcium ion homeostasis.
CAGCUGCUAGAGUUGCGUGUACUCUGGCGUGUGACAACAGAGACUCACGGGGUUUGGAGUGGAUUGAGGUUUUAAACUAAAUCAAAAGGACAACAUGACUCGGGACGUUGUUUGACCACGAGAAAUACUUUUCGAAGGUUGUUUUUCCGCUUCAGGGAAGCUAACAUAAGGAGACCACAUUGAUCCUCUCAUAAAGGUAUAGAAACAUCUCCAAGAUUUUCCCCUAAACCCACCAUGCCGACCCCUGGGACCUCACCGCCGCCGACCUCCUCUCAGCCUGGACCACGUCCUUAUUCCCGCUCGUCUUCGUUCCCCACGCCGACUGCUUCGCCACACUGCUCACCCCUCAGAAGCCCUUCUCAGCUGGGGAGAGCCCAACUCAACGCGGCCUCAGAGCCUACAAUGCCUGAACCAGAGGAUCCAGAGGAGGAGGUCAGUCUCGAGGAUAUGGUUGAGAAAGCAAAGUCAGGUGACGCUAGAGCGCAGACCAAGAUGGGCCGCUUUUUCCUGGCUCUGGCCCUUGAAAGAGAUGAGGAACUGAACCACUGCACAGCGGUCACCUGGCUGCUCCUGGCCGCCAAACAGGGUCGCAAGGAAGCCGUGAAGCUGCUGCAACAAUGUUUAUCAUCUAGGCAAGGCAUCACUCUCGAAAACUAUGAGGAAGUGAAAAAGUUGUGCAUGGAAACUCGUUUUGAGAGGGGGGUUCGGAAAGCGGCUCUGCUCAUGUACUGGAAGUUGAACCCGGAGAAGAAGAGGGCGGUAGCUGUUUCGGAGAUGCUGGAGAACGUAGAACAUGUGCACACAGAUCAGGAAAAAACAGUCUCCCAAAGCCCACUAAAUAGCUCUGUUAAGAAACAGAGGCGAGUUCUGCAGACAAUGGUGACCAGCGAGUCCAUCUCCUACAUCGGGAUGGACGAAUUUGUCGAGAUGACAAAGAAAUAUGCUCAGGGAAUCGCACCGCCUCCUGCCAUGGUGGGCGUGUCAGGCAGCGAUGAAGAUGACGACGACGACGUGGUGGUGAGGAAUCCGGAUGAGCUGCCCCUACACCAAAAGCUGUUGAAGUUCCCACUUCACGCUUUGCUGGAGAUCAAGGAGCACCUCAUCGACUGGGCGUCGCGGGCGGGCAUGCAGUGGCUCAGCGCCCUCAUCCCCACACACCAUGUCAACGCGCUCAUCUUCUUCUUCAUCAUCUCCAACCUCACCAUUGAGUUCUUCAUCUUCCUCAUUCCUUUGCUGGUUUUCUACCUCUCUUUCUUCUCCAUGAUUAUUUGUACGCUGCGGGUGUUCCAGAAUUCCAAAGCCUGGGAGAACUUUCGGGCCCUAACCGACCUCCUGGCUCACUUUGAGCCUGGUCUCGAUCUGGAGCAAGCUGAGACCAACUUUGGAUGGACACACUUGGAACCCUAUUUGUACUUCUUGCUCUCCGUGGUCUUUGUGGUGUUUUCCUUCCCGGUGGCCGACAAGUCGUGGAUCCCGUGCUCCGAGCUGGCGGCGGUGGCCCUCUUCUUCACGGUCACCGCCUUUCUCAGUCUUCACGCCUCCGCCAAAUUGUUUGCUCGCAAGGCCCUGCUCACAGAAGUACUCUCGGGGGCCUGCUCUCUCUCUCACCUGCUGCCGGACUCCCUUUGGGCGCUCCGGAUCUUCGGGAGGACGUUUGUCUCGCUGCCUCUGGGCGACAUCGUGGCGUUGAACAUUGGGGUGCCCUGUGCCCUCUAUGGCCACCUGGUCUACCUCCUGUUUCGCAUGGCCCAGCUGAGAGGCUUCAAGGGGACUUACCUGUGCCUGGUGCCAUAUCUAGUUUGCUUCACGUGGUGUGAGCUCUGCUUGGUGUUCCUCAAUCACGCCACGGCCAUCGGCCUCAUACGGACUUGCGCCGGCUACCUCCUCUUCCUGUUUGCACUGCCCGUUCUCUCUCUAGGCCUUGCUGCGAUGCUCAUCAUCCAGCUCAUGCAGUGGUUCGUGGCCCUGGAAAUCACCAAAAUGGCCGUCACGCUUACUGUGUGCUUCGUGCCGGUCGUUCUGAGGCUUUGGACCCGCUUCAGCUUGAACCCCAUCGUGGUGUUUCGCUCGCUGUCCAGGAGCAGCAUCGUCAAACUCAUCUUGGUGUGGCUCAGUGCCGUGCUGCUCUUCUGCUGGAUGUACGUGUACAGGUCAGAAGGCAUGAAGGUGUACAACUCCACCCUCACGUGGCCGCAGUACAGCAUCAUGUGCGGCCCGUCGGCAUGGAAGGAGUCCAACAUGGCCCAAACUCAGAUCCUCUGCUCGCACCUCGAAGGCCACAGGGUCACCUGGACGGGCCGCUUCAAAUACGUGCGCGUGACGGACAUCGAGAACGGGGCGCAGUCGGUCAUCAACCUGCUUCCUGUGUUGGUGGGCAAUUGGAUGCGUUGCCUGUACGGUCAGCCAUACCCUGCGUGUGAGGGAAUGGGAGACCCCGCCGUGGGGCCUCACCCAUUCCUGGCCCCGCCGCUGCAAGAUCCCCUGUGUCAACUCAAACAGCUUGCCAAGCACGAAUGCCACGUCAAGCGCUUCGACCGGUACAAGUUUGAAGUCACCAUGGGCAUGCCGCAAGAGAGGAAGACCAAGAACGGGACCAUCGUGGAAGACGAAGACGCCACCAAGGACAUCGUCCUGCGUGCCAGUAACGAGUUUAAGUCAGUGUUGCUUCACUUGAACGCGGGAAGCACGGUGGAGUUCAGCACCAUCCUGGAGGGACGUCUGGGCUCCAAAUGGCCCGUUUUCGAGCUGAAGGCCAUCCACUGCUUGUCAUGCGGCAACGCACGCCUGUCCAGCCGCAGACAGUACAAGAUUGAGCACGAUUGGAGGCGCACAGCCCAGAAUGCCCUGCAGUUUGGCUUUGACUUCUUCUUCAACCCUUUCCUCACCGCACAACUCCGCCAACUCUCUGACACUGAAACUGACACCGGAACAGAAGUGAUGGUGUAGUAUACACUAAAUCUAAACAAGCUGUGGCUUUAUUCUUCUAAAAGAAACAGUUCUGAGAAUACAUACACUCCCCACAAACAGGAAUAUUCAACAUUUGAGUGAUUUUCAGUAUUGUUUCAUGUUUGUGAGCUGUCAGUGCAAUAUAUUGUUCCAUAUUAUUUUCCUUGGUGAACACUAAAAGACACCUUCCAAACCUCCUAAGUUGGGCUUGUUUGCUAAUGCGAACAACGUUUUCAUCUUUUUCAAGAUGUACUCAUGCUCACUGCCCGAGUUGCACCUCAUUUGUGGAGAGCUGAAAAUGAAAGUAAAUGACGGGAGUGUCCGUUGAUGUAAGGCUUUAACCAUCAAGUUUAUUAGCAAGUUGUCUUCAAGUGCCUUGAUUGCAUUUUAGAUACAUUAAACAUUUCUGGGAUCCUUUUCAUUUCAAAAGUUAUUUAUUGUGCCUUCUGUUCCUUUUAUGUCUGUUUAUAAGCCUGCUGUGCAGGAAUUGAACAUGUUAAACCUGAGUAAUUAUGUCUGAAUUGGGAUCAUCAGUGUUUCUUGUUCUGUGACCCAUACAAAUAUGACAGUAACAAUAUCUUGUAUUGCCAAGCUUUACACAGAAUGGAGUAGCCCUAAUUAGAAUUUGAUAAACUUGUGAAAAACAUAGUGAAUUGUUUAUAUUUUUAGAAUACUGGAGUAGGAUCAUUUGUUUGUGCUUACUAAAGGAGUGGGUUAAUAAAGAUAUUUGGAUUAAAGUA